Balaenoptera ricei (Rice's whale) is the source of this 1942-nucleotide messenger RNA. It is a transcript of the gene SCAI, whose product is annotated as suppressor of cancer cell invasion. The record is from RefSeq and is a predicted model, not a curated record. Gene Ontology annotation, biological process: DNA-templated transcription. NCBI's taxonomy places the organism in Eukaryota, Metazoa, Chordata, Mammalia, Artiodactyla, Balaenopteridae. The coding region runs from base 97 to 1917 and encodes 606 amino acids. The transcript is spliced from 18 exons. Gene Ontology annotation, molecular function: transcription corepressor activity. Gene Ontology annotation, cellular component: nucleus.
CGCCCGCCUCUCCGCCUACUCCAGCCUCCGCCGCCUCAGCUUCCCGAGCGAGCCCUACGGCCGCCGGAGCAGCUCCCGCGGCGGAGCAGGAGCCGGAUGGUCAGAGGAGCCCGGCAGCCCCAGCAGCCGCGGAGUCGCCUGGGCCCCAGACUGACUGGCACAGUGGAGAAACCACCUCGAAAACGGAAAAGCAGGACUGAAUUUGCUCUUAAAGAAAUCAUGUCCUCUGGAGGUGCUGAAGAUGACAUCCCACAGGGAGAGAGGAAAACAGUUACAGAUUUUUGUUACCUUCUGGAUAAAUCUAAGCAACUGUUCAACGGGUUAAGAGAUUUGCCACAAUAUGGGCAGAAGCAGUGGCAGUCUUAUUUUGGAAGAACUUUUGAUGUUUACACCAAACUCUGGAAGUUCCAGCAGCAGCACCGACAAGUCUUGGAUAAUCGGUAUGGCUUGAAGCGGUGGCAAAUAGGGGAAAUUGCUUCUAAGAUUGGGCAGCUCUACUACCAUUAUUACCUGCGCACAUCUGAGACCAGCUAUCUGAAUGAGGCUUUCUCCUUCUAUUCUGCAAUCAGACAGAGAUCAUAUUAUUCUCAAGUCAAUAAAGAGGACAGACCUGAGUUGGUAGUUAAGAAGCUACGAUACUAUGCAAGAUUUAUAGUAGUUUGUCUUCUUCUCAACAAAAUGGAUGUUGUAAAGGAUCUGGUGAAGGAACUCUCGGAUGAAAUUGAAGAUUAUACUCACCGCUUUAAUACUGAAGAUCAAGUGGAAUGGAACCUGGUGCUUCAAGAAGUAGCAGCUUUCAUUGAGGCAGACCCUGUGAUGGUAUUAAAUGAUGAUAAUACCAUUGUUAUCACGUCUAAUCGCCUUGCUGAAACAGGAGCCCCAUUGCUGGAACAGGGCAUGAUUGUGGGACAGUUGUCUCUGGCUGAUGCACUCAUUAUUGGUAAUUGUAAUAACCAGGUUAAGUUCAGUGAACUAACUGUUGACAUGUUCCGGAUGUUACAAGCCCUGGAAAGGGAGCCAAUGAAUUUAGCUUCCCAGAUGAAUAAACCAGGAAUGCAGGAAUCAGCUGACAAGCCUACCAGGCGAGAAAACCCCCACAAGUACCUGCUCUACAAACCAACGUUCAGCCAACUAUACACAUUCUUAGCAGCAUCUUUUAAGGAGCUGCCUGCCAAUAGUGUGCUUCUGAUUUACCUGUCAGCCACUGGCGUUUUCCCCACAGGUCGUUCUGAUAGUGAAGGUCCUUAUGAUUUUGGAGGGGUACUUACUAAUAGUAACCGGGAUAUUAUAAAUGGAGAUGCCAUCCACAAACGAAAUCAGUCUCACAAGGAAAUGCACUGCCUUCAUCCUGGAGAUCUCUAUCCCUUCACAAGGAAGCCCCUGUUCAUCAUUGUGGAUUCAUCCAAUAGUGUUGCAUAUAAGAAUUUCACAAACUUAUUUGGACAGCCACUAGUCUGCUUGCUUUCUCCUACAGCAUAUCCAAAAGCUUUACAAGAUCAGUCUCAACGAGGUAGCCUGUUCACUCUCUUUUUGAACAAUCCUCUAAUGGCCUUCCUAUUUGUCUCUGGAUUGUCAAGCAUGCGUAGAGGCCUAUGGGAAAAGUGUCAAGAAUAUCUUCGAAAAAUCAACCGCGAUAUUGCCCAGCUACUGACCCAUUCACGUUCAAUAGAUCAGGCAUUUCUCCAGUUCUUUGGAGAUGAAUUUCUUCGCUUGCUUCUCACAAGAUUUAUCUUUUGUUCAGCCACCAUGAGGAUGCACAAGAUUUUUCGGGAAACACGAAAUUAUCCAGAAUCAUAUCCACAACUGCCAAGGGAUGAAACAGUGGAGAACCCUCACCUCCAGAAGCACAUUUUGGAAUUAGCAUCCAUUCUGGAUGUGCGAAACGUGUUCCUUGAGAAUACCAUAGACGACUAUUAAAACAAAAAUCCUCUGUUGAAACAAG